Molecule: messenger RNA, 1348 nt
Organism: Mugil cephalus (flathead mullet)
Lineage: Eukaryota; Metazoa; Chordata; Actinopteri; Mugiliformes; Mugilidae
Product: immediate early response 3-interacting protein 1-like
Exons: 3
Coding region: 87-335 (82 amino acids)
Biological process (GO): endoplasmic reticulum to Golgi vesicle-mediated transport
Cellular component (GO): COPII-coated ER to Golgi transport vesicle; Golgi membrane; endoplasmic reticulum membrane
Source: RefSeq, a predicted model, not a curated record
CGUAGGCUACGUCAGACGUAAAUAGCUACAGCUGAUGUGCAGCUAGUUUCAGCUAACGCGCGGCUAGCUACUUGUUGGGACCCAUCAUGGCAUUUACUUUGUAUUCUCUCAUUCAAGCAGCGAUCUUGUGCGUCAAUGCCGUAGCUGUAUUGCACGAAGAAAGGUUUCUCAGUAAAAUUGGCUGGGGAGUAGAUCAGAGUGUCGGAGGAUUUGGUGAUGAACCUGGCAUCAAAGUGCAGCUAAUGAACCUGGUCCGCUCUGUGAGGACAGUGAUGAGAGUGCCACUGAUAGCAGUAAAUUCAGUCUGCAUUGUGCUGCUGCUUCUGUUUGGAUGAAGAAGAGACAAAGCAGUCUGUUGUCAGGAGAACAUCUCCAUCACCUCAGGAAUCCCACUGAAGAAACUGAUUGUCUCUUCGACACACUGAAUGUCAGCCUUAGUGUGAAUGCUGUCAUUGUAUAUACCACAUUAAUAGAUGUUUUUAACAGUCUGCAGAAGUUAAAAGUGUCUAAUUUACACAUUUAAUUAAAACAAGAACCUUCAAAAUAGUUUACAAAUUGGUGAAUUCAGAUAUAUUGCUGCAGUAUAAGAAGACAGCAUUCUGUUUCAAAAUUGAAAAGCAACUAGAAAAUGAAUUACGACAAGUAUCUUAUUCCAAAUUUAAAUUAUGUACGCUUCAACUCGGUUUUAAGGGUAUAAGAUCUGAAUGAAUAAAUUAAGUAUGGCACUAGUUCAUUCAUGUUACCUGAUUAGAGUGAGACCCCACCUGUAUAUUAAGUUAUAGCCCUCAGACAGUGUUCAGGGAUUUUUGAACAGACGAAUGCUGUCAGAUUAGUUUACUCAUAGCACAACAGCAAACCAUAAAACUUAAUCCAAGAGUCAUUUAGUAUGUAUAGUUUGCAAGUAGGCUGCUCAUUUAAUAAGGAUUUUGUCUGAUCAAUUACCAGUGUUUUAGCCUGCAUAGUGCUUGCUUGAUUUGUUUAAAUUAAAGACUUUGUAAUACAUCAUAAUGGAAUGAUACAUAAAGUAAUCUUAGAUGCUGUUAUGUUAAAGAUAUGUGCAAUCAAUUCCAAAUAUCUUUGAAAUAUGUUCCAACUGCUGAUUCACACUAAUGAACUUAAUGUCAAUGAAAAAGAGUUUACUUUCACCUUCACAUAAAGACAGAAGGCACGUUUAUGUGAUGAUGGACCCGGCCUUAUAAUUGUUUGUCUCACGUUACCCUAGGAUGGGGACAAUUUCCAAUAUUUCUGUCACAAUAUUGCUGAAUUCACUCUGAACUCGACCAGUUUGUAAAUACAUUGUUUAAUAUUGGCGUUAAAGUGCUCGAUAAUAAAGAGCUGUGAAAACUGG